AUGGCUACCGCUGCUGACCGAGCCGAUGCUGAGAAGGCACUUCACACAGCAACACCCGAAUCUCCUCACGAAUCCGAUCAGAGGCGCACCCUCAACUCUGCUUCCGAACAUAACCAACAUGGCGUUGGAUCACUACUACAUCGAUUCGAGAGGACGUUACUGAAAUACAACAUCGAAACCCGAGGUAUUCAAAGAGUGGAGGACCAUGAAAAGCAGAAGACAUCGUUCUUCGCCUACAUCCAAGUGUUUGUGCUAUGGACGUCCGUGAACUUGGUGGUCAACAAUGUCACCCUAGGCAUGCUUGGACCAGCAGUCUACGAGCUCUCCUACACAGACGCCUCCCUAUGUGCUACACUGGGCGCUCUAGUCGGCUCUGUACCGGUUGCUUGGAUCGCAACAUGGGGACCUCUGUCCGGCAUAAGAACCAUGAUCUUUGGCAGAUACAGCAUGGGCUGGUGGCCAAGCAAACUGAUUGUGAUCCUGAAUAUCCUGCAGAUGUUGGGUUACAGCUUGGUCGUGGCAAUCAUUGGAGGACAGGUUCUCUCCGCCGUCUCACCUCAUGGUUCUAUGUCGGUCGUCGUUGGCAUAAUCAUCAUUGUGAUUAUCGUUUGGCUGGUCACAACAUUUGGCAUUGCAGUGUUUCACUAUUACGAGCGUUUUGCUUGGAUGCCGCAAAUCAUCGUACUUUCCGUCUUGUAUGGGGUCUCGGCGAAGUAUUUCGACCUCUCCUACACCAGUGUAGGUGAUACACGGACUGUGGCUGGAAACCGACUUUCCUUUUUCUCCAUCUGUCUUGCUGCAGCAAUCACAUACGCGCCACUCUCUAUGGACUACUUUGUGUAUUGGUCAUCGGCUACGUCACGAGUCGGAGUCUUUGUCUCGACUUUGGCCGGGUUGUGGAUCUCCUUCACAUUCUCGAUUGUCCUCGGCAUUGGUAUAGCGUCAGGCAUCUUCAGCAAUUCUAUGCUCGCGUCGGCAUGGCACAACGAACAGGGUGGUAGUGGCUCUGGUGCUUUACUAGUCGCUGCAUAUUCUGAUGUGGGUACCUUUGGCAAGUUCUGUGCAGUCGUUGUGGCACUUGGUGGGAUUGCAAACAUGAUUGCUCCGACAUACUCGUCCGGUGUUGAUUUCCAGAUCCUGAGUCGCUAUUUUGAAAAAGUGCCAAGAGUGAUAUGGAAUACAGUUGGCGUGAUGAUCUACCUUGCUUGUGCACUGGCAGGACGGAACAAUCUGGCGAUAAUUUUCACAAAUUUCCUUGCAUUAAUGGGUUACUGGGUCGCCAUUUGGUCCGCCAUCGUGCUCGAAGAGUUUUUGAUCUUUAAGGGCAGAAGCACGAAAAACUACGAUUGGAAUAUCUGGAAUGAUAGAAGCCGAUUGCCGAUUGGUGCGGCUGCUCUGAUAGCAUUCUUGAUCGGCUGGGCAGGCGCUAUCUUGUGUAUGGCACAAGUCUGGUACAUUGGGCCUCUGGCGAAGCAAGUCGGAGAGUACGGUGCUGAUAUGGGCAACUAUGUUGGAUUCGCCUGGACGGCGAUAGUCUAUCCUCCACUAAGGUGGCUUGAGAAGAGGAAGUUCGGAAGGUGA
Molecule: messenger RNA, 1581 nt
Organism: Lithohypha guttulata
Lineage: Eukaryota; Fungi; Ascomycota; Eurotiomycetes; Chaetothyriales; Trichomeriaceae
Gene: TPN1
Product: Vitamin B6 transporter
Exons: 1
Coding region: 1-1581 (526 amino acids)
Biological process (GO): transmembrane transport
Cellular component (GO): plasma membrane; fungal-type vacuole membrane
Molecular function (GO): transmembrane transporter activity
Source: RefSeq, a predicted model, not a curated record